This is a messenger RNA of Daldinia loculata, 1149 nucleotides long. RefSeq lists its product as uncharacterized. The transcript is spliced from 2 exons. Lineage: Eukaryota; Fungi; Ascomycota; Sordariomycetes; Xylariales; Hypoxylaceae. The record is from RefSeq and is a predicted model, not a curated record. Bases 234 to 839 code for a protein of 201 amino acids.
GUACCAACCUACUCACAAGUGCUUGCUAGGCGACUGAAUUCAUGACCAAAAAUCCCACUUCCGAUAUUCGGUAGCAACGUAGAAUCUGUUUCGUCACUCCGCACGCUUCGGUGCUGCCAAAAUUAGUCGCUACUCCGACUAGCAUCCCCUCCUUUUCUAUUAGAACACGGGAGAUCUUCUAUGUACAAGCCUCAGUGGAGUUCAUUCGUUGUACCUCUUAAUCAAUUAGUCUUAUGGCUCUUUCUACGCUCGGGUUACUCACGAUCGGCGCCAUCCCAACAGUCAUUGGUGUCGCAGAAGCAAUUGACGCCCAGAAGAAGCAGAACCAACAAGCGAAGGAAAGAAUAAAAUUCAAGUUAACGGCAAACUUUUCACACGAUGACGUUGCGCUGCCGCAAGAUGCUUCCGUAGUCUUCAAGGACAAGAAGCUCUAUCUAAACCACCCGGCAUGUCCAGUGGAGGGCUAUCCGUUCAACGGCUUCUAUUUUGGUUACCCCGGACCUGAAAAUCACCAAGGCCUAGUAGCGCCCAUAGCAGACGACCCGCCGAUGCUUAACUGGAUAUAUGCUGACAAGGACACGGGGCUACUACGUCAUGGGUCAAGAUCAGAGACUGUUGGCCACAUCGUCGGGCCUUGGAGUUGGACAGAGGAUGAGGAGUGGUUAACACUCGAGAACGGGCAGAAUUUUGUGGCCGUUGAGAACGAUGAAGGUUCGUGGAAUAUUUACUACGACAAAGGAGGGAAUUUAGACGAGAUCUUGGACCGCGAUGUAGUGGAUAUAAAUUUGCAUCGCGAGCUACAGCUUGGAGUAUCUAGUCGAUAUACGAGGGAGGACUAGCAAGUUACUCAGCCGUUCGGCUCAGGGAGAAGACAAGAAAAAAUAAUCUAAAAAUAAAUUACAUGUUCGGUAUUUCGAAAUACUCGUCAUUAAAUAACUUACAUGCUAUACUUAAUACCUACCUAGAUACCUACCUAGGCAAUAAUAAUAAUAGAGCCAUUAUACCCUACACCUCCCCUAUGUAGGAUGGUAAGUGCUAAAGCUCCACCCGCCCCAUCUAAGUCCCGCAGGUAACUUAUAGGGCAAUUUCUACGAAGAAAAUACGUGGUGGCCUAUGUCAGUGGCUUGUGCGAGACCUAAUAUCUUCAUA